AUUAUCCAUUGAUUGUUUGGCUUUUGUUCCUCGUCAAUCCACUUGUAUUCUCUGUUAACUUUGUUUUAUCAUCUAUACAUUUCUCAAAACCUUAAAAAAAAAAAAAAAAAAAAACCAGAGGGUAUUAGAAAGAACAGAGCAGCAGCAUUCUUUGUUCAUUUGUAUAAUUGUUGAUCAAUAUUUCACCGCAAAUCACAACAUGUUUGCGGACAAGGACCAGUCCAAUGUCAUCAAGGUGCUGAGGAAACAAAUUGCUGACUUGGAGGUCGAGAAAGAGAGUGUGAAGCGCUAUACUGAAGAUUUUCCCAAUAGCAAAACUGAAGAGCUCAAGAAAUGGUCGAAGAAAACAUCAGAGCUCAUUGAAAAAGCACACGAUUUGGUAGAAGAUGUUGGGAAACGUGGGAAGUCUCUUUUCCAACUUAGAAAGAAGGCGGAGCAGAUAUGCAAGGAUAUUGCUGCACAUGUUCAAGAAGCUCGUGGAUUCUCGGACUUCCCACUUUCCUACCGACAAGAGAAAGUGGCUGCUGAUCGUUUUGAGGACUUUGAAUCGAGAAGUGGUGUUUUGAAGGAUAUCAUGGAGGCACUACGAAGUCCUGGCAUCAACAAGAUAGGAGUGUACGGGAAGCCUGGUAUGGGGAAGACAAUGAUGGUUAGAGAAGUUAAAAGAAGAGCUGAGCAAGAGAGAUUGUUUGAUGCAGUGCUAGUGGCAACUGUGGGUAGGAAUCCAGACUUACCAAGAAUUCAAGAUGAAAUUGCACGUGUUUCUAAUGAACAAACAGGGCUUAUAGAAAAGAAGGUCCUCGUGAUUUUGGACGACUUAUGGGAGCCAGGAUUAUCUUUGGAGUUGCUUGGAAUAAAUGGGAAGGAAGGAAACAAUGUUGUAUCCUACAAACUUUUGCUGACCUCUAGAGCUAGAGAUGUUGUAUCUCUUCUAUCUGAAACACAAUUUGAAAUUGACAUAUUACGCUGGGAAGAAGCAUGGAAUCUGUUUAAGAAGACAGCUGAUGAUCCAGGAAAAAGUCGUGGUUUGCCGUUUUAUGCAGAGGAGAUUACAAAGAAGUGUAAGGAAUUGCCCAUUGCUGUUGCGACACUCGCAAAUGCCUUGAGAAGAAGGAAUCUGAUUGAGUGGAAGACUACUUUACGAAAGCUACAAAGCCUGCCCUUUGAUCAGCUGAAUUCAAGUCAGAUACCACAAAGCCUGUAUUCAGCUAUCGAGUUGCAUUGCAGUGGUUUGAAAAGCAACGAACUCCAACAAAUUUUCUUACUUUGCAGUCUACUGGGUCGGAAUGCAACCAUUCAAAACUUGUUGAAAUAUGGUAUAGGCUUGGGUUUAUUCCCAGGAGUCAAAUCUAUAGAGGAAGCACGAACUCAAUUGCUAAAUUCGGUGACUAAACUCACAGAUUCUUCUUUGUUGCUGGAUAGUGGUAGCAGUUUGUACUUCGAUAUGCACAAUCUUGUUCGAGAUUUUGCCACAUCGACUGUUUCUAAGGAGUAUGGCGUGUUGGCUUUAACAGAACACGCACCAAUCAACCGAUCACACAUGGAGGCGAUGGAGAGCAUCAAGUGGAUUUAUUUAUCAAAUGGGGACACCAGUCUGCUUCCAGAUGAGUUGAAAUGUCCGAAACUUACUUUCUUUCAUUUUUCUGAAAAGAAUCCUUCUCUAGCAAGUCCACCAAACUUGUUUAGGGAUAAGGAAGGACUCAAAGUUUUGAGUUUGUCCAAAGUGAAUUUUUUGUCCAUCCCUUCCUUAAUUUCCCCCCCAAAAAACCUUUGUACUUUGUGUCUGGAUCAAGUUGAGUUAGGAACCGCAAGUAUAGGCACAAUGAUGGGAGAGCUGGAGAAUUUGCAAGUCCUCAGCCUUGCAGGAUCUGAUAUCAAAGAGUUGCCAAAGCAAAUAGGGCAGCUAACCAAUCUGAAGUUGUUAGAUUUGAGUGAUUGUACCGAACUCAAAGUAAUUCCACCAGGUGUCUUGUCAAAUUUGUCAGGAUUAGAAGAACUAUAUAUGAGAAACAGCUUUGUUCAAUGGGCGGAGGGCAUUGAGGAGCAUGAAAAUCAAAAUGCUAGCCUAGCAGAGUUGCAGCCUUUAUUGUUGUUGACUUCUAUAGAGCUACAUGUUAUUUGCAAUAUUCAGAAGAUUCCGGGGGGCUUGUUCUCUGAAAAUUUGGCAAGAUUCAAAGUUUUCUUGGGAGACAGGUGGAACCACUGGAGUAGUUCAUGGGGAGUUUCAAAAUUAUUGAAGCUAAAGCCAGACGCAAGAAUUAGUUCUCACCACUCAGUUAGGAAGUUGCUAAAGAAGACAAAUGAACUACAUCUAGAAGGAUUGAUUGGUGUUAAAAAUGUAGUCAAUGAGUUAGAUAACGACGGUUUCCAAGAAUUGAAGUGUCUCUUUGUCCAAGAUGCUUUGGAGAUUCAACAUAUCAUCUCAGUGAAGCCUGCAUUUCCUGUAUUGGAGGUAUUAGUUCUUCGCAAUUUGGAAAAUAUGGAGAAAAUAUGUCAUGGUCCGCUGGAAGCAGCUUCUUUUAGAAAAUUGAGGUUGAUAACUAUUGAAUGUUGUAACAAGUUGAAGAAUUUGUUCUCCGCCUCUAUAGCCAGACAGCUUCAGCAACUACAAGAAAUUAGAGUGAAACACUGCAGUGACAUGGAAGAGAUUAUUGAUGACAAAGAGCAAGAGAGUUGGAAUAGUGCUGAAGAACGUGAAGGACAUAUUGUGGAAUUAAUUACUCUGCGAUCCUUGAAGUUACAACGUCUACCAAAGCUGAUUAGCUUCAACGGUAGUUGCAGGAACAUGACUUUUUUCAAUGAAAAGGUUGUGUUUUCAAAUUUAGAGGAAUUGCAAUUGUUCUCAAUUAUGAUUGAUAAUACCAUAUGGCACAAUUCAAUGACAUCUUGUAUCAAGAAAUUGACAAAGUUGAUCAUUCAUGGCUGUGACAAUUUAGAAUACCUAUUCUCAUUUUCUAUGGCAACAGGAUUGUGGAAGCUUAGACACCUGCAAGUAAAGAAAUGUCGAAGGAUGAGACAGAUUAUUGUGGCUAAUAAUUAUAAAGAAAAAAAAAUUUUAAUUUUUCCUCAAUUGACUUUUCUGGUGAUAGAAGACCUUCAAAACCUUUCUAGCUUUUGUGAAAGAUAUUGUAUUGUGGAAUUCUCAUCCUUAAUACAACUACGAAUAUUGAACUGCAUAAAUUUUGGGAGAUUCAUUAAAUUUUUUGCAAGGACAAAUGUCGCAUACGACACACCAUCAUCCUUGGGGGAAAAGGUUGUGUCUACCUCAGAGCUAGAGGAGUUGCAAUUGUGCUCGAUUGAGCGUAUUACCACCAUAUGGGACAUUUCGAUCAUAUCUUGUUUUGAGAAACUGACGAAAUUAAUUAUUCAUCACUGUAAAAAUCUGAAAUACCUACUCUCACCUUCGGAUGCAUCGGAUUCAGAAGGGAUGAUCCAACUCCUCCUUCCAAAACUAAAGAGAUUAGAAUUCGGAGAUUUGCCCCAAUAUCAUUCGUUUCCUUCCAAAUUAGUAGAAGGGCGUAUUAAAAGGUUAGAGUUGACCGAUAUUGAUGUAGAGAAUACUUGGGUGCCACCAUCCGUACAAGAAUUAGUUCUUAAUGGAUGCAACUACUUAAGAAGCUUAAAUGAUAUCUCUUCCACUAAAGACGCAGAAGAAUUGAAGUGCUGUAGGAUUCGGGACUGCAAUGGCGUGAAGUGUGUUUUUUCCUCGUCCAUAAAUCUACUGGCCCAAAAGCUUGAGGCUCUGGAUCUUUUUAGUUUGGAAAACUUGGAAGCCCUUUUUGAAGCAGAGGCAAGUACUAAGUCACCAAUACCACCUGACACUUUUUCAUCUCUUAAAACAAUAAGUGUUCGGCACUGUCAUAAAAUAAAGACGUUGUUCCCCUUUUGGAUGAAUCUCCAGAGUCUAGAAGAAAUUAACAUUGGAUAUUGCAAUCAGAUGGAAGAAAUAAUAGUAUGGGAUGCAGAAGGAGGAGGAAAAAAAGAAGGGGUCAUUCUUCCAAAAUUAAAAAGUUUGAAAUUGAAAGAAUUGCCCGCAUUGAAGAGCAUCUGUAGCAGGAGGGCAGUAAUGGUAUGUGAUUCUCUCGAAGAGAUUCAGAUCGUGAAUUGCCAGGGCCUUAGGAGGAUCCCUCUUUAUCUUCCCCUGCUUGAUAACGGACAACCAUCUCCUCCUCCUUUCCUCAAACAAAUCAAUGUAUGGCCACAAAAAUGGGGGGAAUCAUGGUGGGAAUCGUUGGAGUGGGACCAUCCCGAUGCAAAGGCUGUCCUUCUACGCUUCCGUAACUUCGAUUGGUGACAUCGAUGAAGAAGAUGAAGAAGAAAUCACCUAUUGUCACUCUGCAACAGUUCAUCUACACCAUGGCUCAUCUAAUCGAUGUGGAAAAGGAACCUGAGAUAUCCCCCUCUAUCUCUUCAGGGGCAUCAAGGAAUUUGGAUACUUCUCAAAAGAGGGGCUUCGCAAUUCUCAAUUUUUAGUGCAUUGUGAGUUGUAUCAUUUUCUGUAACUGUUUGGCACCCAUGAUGUAGUUGUAUUAAAACCAAACAUGGCUGAUUCAGGAGCUCUUCGACGAGGUGUAGUUUACUGGCUAAAGGUAAUUGUGAGUUUUGAAAGAUAUUUGGGCUACUAAGUUCAUUUUGUUUUUUCUAGUUAUGUGUGAUUCCCUUGAACUCUUCUGUUGCUGAUUUCAUGUGCAUAUUGAACAGGAUUCCUUAACCACUGUUGCUUUUGAUAACAUCCCAAAAGAAGAUUUAAAUAGUCCCUUCCGUCUAGAAAAUGUGUCAAACUAGGUUUGCUAUUAAAAUUCUUCAACAGCUUCUCUGCUUCUCAUGGUGGCUUUAAUUGUUGUACACACUUCUUCACAAGCCUGAAUGUAAUGGAACUAGUAUAGAAUUCUCA
Molecule: messenger RNA, 4894 nt
Organism: Rubroshorea leprosula
Lineage: Eukaryota; Viridiplantae; Streptophyta; Magnoliopsida; Malvales; Dipterocarpaceae
Source: the annotation of a GenBank genome assembly